Ruditapes philippinarum (Manila clam) is the source of this 2479-nucleotide messenger RNA. Its product is annotated as muscle M-line assembly protein unc-89-like. Gene Ontology annotation, molecular function: protein binding. The transcript has 7 exons. NCBI's taxonomy places the organism in Eukaryota, Metazoa, Mollusca, Bivalvia, Venerida, Veneridae. Bases 101 to 2479 code for a protein of 792 amino acids. The record is from RefSeq and is a predicted model, not a curated record.
GUAAAAUUCGCCUUUUUCUGAAAUUCUGUUAACUUUCAUUUGUUUUUGUUUUCGUUAAUUACUCUGUAGGUAGAUUGAACUGAAACUAUAAGCUGCAGUUAUGCGUAUGGAUGACAAAAAAGCUGAGCUGCCAUUUGGUUGGAUUGUGAAGCAGUCAAAAACAUAUCCAGACAGGGUUUAUUAUUUCAAUGUAAACUCCGGGGCAAGUUCUUGGGAAUUUCCAGAUCUUCUUCAGCAUUAUGUGAGUGGGAAUGCAAACACGACGGCUGCUCCAGUUUUAACAGCAACGUCACUCGUAGUUGAUGCUGUGUCACCAGAGAAAUUUCCCGUUUCUACAACAUCUCCGCAACAAACCUCACAGUCGCCCGACACACACAAUCAGUUCAAAUCUAGUCUUAAUAAACACCAUGAUACCAGUGCUUGUAAUACACGUGAUAGUUAUAAAAAAAGCUCGUCUGAAAGAGAAACUCGUAACAUUGCUUUAGAAUGUCCUGGUAGAAAUUCAUUGAAACCACAUACUUUAUCUCAACUUAAGUGUCGAAGAAGCACACAAGCGGGCGAUGAUGGUAAAAUGUCGAAGUUGAAAAGAGGUGUACUUGACGAUAAGUUUUCAGGCCAGGCCAAAAGUCAACACCAGUCCUGUUCUGAUAAUAAGUUUUCAGGCCAGGCCAAAAGCCAAUAUCAGCGCAGUCCUGAUAAAAAGUUUUCAGGCCAGGCCAAAAGCCAAUAUGAGCGUAGUCCUGAUAAAAAGUUUUCAGGCCAGGCCAAAACUCAAUUUCAGCCCUGUCUUGAUAAUAAGUUUUCAGGCAAGGCAAAAAGUCAAUAUCAGCGUAGUCCAGAUAAAAAGUUUUCAGGCCAGUCAAAAAGCCAAUGUCAGUACAGUCCAGAUAAAAAGUUUUCAGGCCAGGUGAAAAGCCAGUAUCAGCCUUACAGUGUGAAAAAAGUUUGUCAAUAUGCAGGAACAGGUAUAAAGACUGUAACUUCUGUACAGAAAGAUUUGCACAAUGAUAAAAAAGAAGAUUCUGCUCAUGUUAGUCAAAGUUACCAUCAUUAUAAAAAACCUGAUUGUUCAUUAGGCAACUGUUUACAGCAAAAAGUUAAAAGUAAUCCGCAAACAUCCUCAAAAUCGCAACAACCGGUGACAUUUAAAUCAUAUAAGCCUUCAUAUACAAAACAAAAUGUGGCUAAAGAUGUGUCAUACCUUGAUAACAAAAAAUUGUCCCCAAUUAAGUAUCCGAAGAAAAGUGCCGGAAUUGCCAAAGUCAUCUGUUCUACAAACAAAAGCUGCGCGCAGAAAAAUGAGGAAUAUUCAAAAUCUGCGGGUAAAGACUUGAGGACUAUCUUAAAUGUAGGGAAACGUGGUCAUGAAAAUACGAAAGACAUGAAUUCAAGCAGAAACUUGACAGAUGAUAUACAGGCAGUCAAGAGGCGGAAGACCGGCACCGAAAUUCAGUGCCCGAAUUUCGAUAAACGGGAAGAAAUAAUAGACCUUUCAGACGAUCCUCAAUCAAAGAUAAAGAAAAAAAUAAACAGCCAGGUAAAUAAGGAAGAAUGUUCACUAGACACAUAUUUAUAUGUAGGUGAAGACAAACGUAGAGUUGUCAGAUCUUGUCAUUCACGCGAUAGCGUUAGUUCAUUAGUUAAAAAGACACACGCAACUAACACAGAGACAUUAGGUAAAACAGAACCAGUUACUAACACAAACACUGCUCAAUGCAUUCGUAAAUUAACUCCAUCAACUCGUGACUCAAAUGUAAGUAGAAGUGCACCAGUUCAGCAUGUUGGCGAGGAACGUGUGCCCAAGCUGCCGGAAGAGGGUUCAGAUUUUGAUCGUAACAAUAAUGCCGAGUAUAAAUUGUUUAUUGGGGAUAAAGACAAACUGUUGAGUAUUCAGGCUUGGAUCAAUAAUCUACAGGAUCGAGCAGGAUCCGAGAGUCCGUCAGUUGAUUCUUAUUCACAGGUUAGUUUAGGUCAAGUGAAUGAUUCUGUUGAUAGUGGCUAUGUAACAAACACUACAAGCAAGACUUGCUCCCCUCCUGAAAAAGGCUGGGCAGCAGACGUCAAGGAUGCAGAUGUCGUGUCAAGGCCUGUAGUCAGUAUGGAGGUGGACGAGUGCUUGGUUGAUGAGAAAUUACAUGGUGAGGGGGUAUGGAAGUUGGCUGAGAGAGAAGGCGGGGCUGGAGAAGGCGGGGCAGUUCCAAUAGGAGUAGGCGGAGACUUACCAGUGGAUGAAGGUGUGGCAUUACCCAUUGAAGAGAAUGAGGAGGAAAUGAUGGAUAUAGACGAGGUUCUGGUUGAGGUUAGACAGCAAGUGAGCGGGUCUGGUAAACAAAAUGCUAGCAGCUUCGUUGAUUAUACGGACAAAUUUACACCUAUGAAAGCAACAAGCAAGAUCAUUACAGUGGUUGUGGAUACCAAUGUUCUCAUCUCAAACCUGGGUCUGUUUGAGACUCUCAAAGAUUAUCAGCUUCAAGAUUAG